This is a messenger RNA of Pestalotiopsis fici W106-1, 813 nucleotides long. RefSeq lists its product as uncharacterized. Bases 1 to 813 code for a protein of 270 amino acids. NCBI's taxonomy places the organism in Eukaryota, Fungi, Ascomycota, Sordariomycetes, Amphisphaeriales, Sporocadaceae. The transcript has a single exon. The record is from RefSeq and is a predicted model, not a curated record.
AUGUCGCAACAUUCAGUCCAAUACGACGGCAAUGGCCUCAAGAUCAUCAACGCAAGCCUCUUUCGCAUGGGCACCAAAUCGAUGGCCAUGGCAUACCAGAUCCUAGGCUUCAAGACACAUCACGGACUGCUAGAAAGCGUCAUGGACAGCCCGUGGACACAAAUAGAAGAGGCGGCCGAAGCCACCUGGCCGGGGGUCCCAGGCGGGACGCCUCGGCCGCCCUACCAGCGCAAGGACUGGGACGCGCUCUGGGGCGACAAGUACGACGCCGUGACAGACCUGGCCUCGCCGUUUGCGCUCGAGCUCAUUGACGCGUAUCCCGAGGCCAAAGUCGUCGUGGUCCAGCGCGACUUUGACACGUGGUGGCCGACGUUUCAAUCACAGAUUCGGGACAAGGUCAUGUUGGAGCCCAACUCGAGUUUCCACGCCUUUAUCACUUGGUGGUUCCUGGGCAUUAGACCUGUACAUGCCAUGUGCAAGGUCAUCUUGGGCUUCUUUGGUGCUCGGACUAGAUUGGAGGUGGAUGCUGACUGCGCCCGGGCUGCCUAUGAUGCCUAUUUUCGGGAGAUUAGGGCGCGAGUGCCGCUGGAGAGGAGGCUAGAGUACAAGUUGGGUUCUGGCUGGGAGCCUCUUUGUGCGUUUUUGGGUGUCAAUGUGCCGAAUGAGGAGUUUCCAAGUGCGAAUGAGAAGCAGGAAAAUAGUAAGGAGUCGAGGGCAAGAGAAAACACUUUUAUCGUCAAGAGUAUCAAGGUCUCGGCACCUUGGCUACUUGCAGUUGGUGCAGCUUGGGCGGCUUGGGGUUACGCGAAAUGA